Pteronotus mesoamericanus is the source of this 2021-nucleotide messenger RNA. RefSeq names its product extracellular matrix protein 1 (gene ECM1). The record is from RefSeq and is a predicted model, not a curated record. Gene Ontology annotation, biological process: signal transduction; regulation of bone mineralization. Lineage: Eukaryota; Metazoa; Chordata; Mammalia; Chiroptera; Mormoopidae. Gene Ontology annotation, cellular component: extracellular region. The transcript has 12 exons. The coding region runs from base 109 to 1755 and encodes 548 amino acids.
GCAGUAGAAGCAGCCCCAGAAGCAGGCUCCCAACAGCCCAGCCCUUCCCAUCCAGAUCUGCCUGAGAGGACCCACCUCUGGGGUGGCCACUGACCACUCUACCCCAGGAUGGGGACCAUGUCCAGAGCAGCCUUGGUCUUGGCCUGUUUGGCUGUUGCUUCCCUACCCUCCGAGGGAGGUUUCAAGACUUCAGGCCAGAGGACGCUGGGGCCCGAGUACUUUGAAGAAGUUGGCUAUGCAGCACCCCCCUCCCCACCCCUGACCCAAGCCCACCCCAUGGAUCACUCUGACACCGCGGAGCAUGGCCCUCAUUUUGAGGAACAGAGUGAAGUGCAGCCCCCGCCCUCCCUGGAAGCUGGCCACCUCCAAGUGGAAGAGCUGUUUUCUCCCCAACUCCUUGUGAGAGCAGGAAGCCAUUCAGCGGGUCCCCUUCCCCCUCAGAAAGCCACUCCUGUCCAAGAAGAGCUGCCCUCCUCCCAGCUCCCUAUUGAACAGAAGGAAGUAGACACACCUGUCCCACAACAGGAGGAAAUGAUGAACCAGAAAGAGGCCGCUCAACCUGAAAGGAAGCCGGAGUCUGUGCCUCUGAACCCACAGUGCCCGCAGGGCCGGCCCCAAGGGGCCUGGGGCCACCACCUGGAUGGUUUCCCCCCUGGGCGGCCUUCUUCAGACAAUCUGGACAACAUCUGCCUUCCUACUCGUCAGCAUGUGGUGUAUGGCCCGUGGAACCUGCCACAGUCUGGCUACUCUCACCUUAGUCGCCAGGGUGAGGCCCUCAAUAUGCUGGAGACUGGAUAUGCCCGCUGCUGCCGCUGUCGCAGCUAUGUAGAGCGCAUGGACUGUGCAAAAAUUGUGUGGGAGGACACAAUGACCCGGUUCUGUGAGGCCGAGUUCUCGGUCAAGACCCGAGCCCACCGGUGCUGCCAAAAGCAGGGGGAGGCUCGAUUCUCCUGCUUCCAGGAGGAAGCUCCCCAGCCACACUACAAGUUCCAGGACUGCCCCAGCCUCCAGCCUGUUAUUUUCUCGGGCCUCGAGCUGCCUUUCCCCCCUGGGGUACCAACGCUGGACAAUAUCAAGAACAUCUGCCACCUAAGACGCUUCCGCUCUGUGCCACGCAACCUCCCACCUACUGACCGCCUCCAUAGGCAGCUUCGGGCUCUGACCCGGCUGGAGGGGGAGUUCCAGCGCUGCUGCCGCCAGGGAAACAACCACACCUGUGCAUGGAGGGCUUGGGAGGAGAGCCUUGAUGGAUACUGUGAGCAGGAACAGGCUAUAAAGACCCACCCCCACUCGUGUUGCCGCCACCCUCCUAGCCCUACCCGCGACAACUGCUUUACCAACAGGGCUCCCUACCCCAAUUAUGACCGGGAUCUCUUGACCAUUGACCUCAGCCGAAUCACCCCCAACCUCAUGGACUAUCUCUGUGGAAACCAAAGGGUUCUCACCAAGCAUAAACAGAUCCCUGGGCUGAUCCGAAACAUCACUGCCCGUUGCUGUGACCUGCCACUUCCCGAGCAAGCCUGCUGUGCAGAGGAGGAGAAAUCAGCCUACAUCAGUGACCUGUGUGAUGCCCAACGUAACAUCUGGCGAGAUUCUGCCUUCUGCUGCAGACUGAACCCUGGGGAUGAACAGGCCAGCUGCUUCAAUAUUAAUUAUCUGAAGAAUGUGGCCCUAGUGGCUGGAGACAGUGAGGAUGCCAAGGGCAAGGGAAAGCAGGACCCAACUCAGGGAAUAAAUAUCAGCCCUAGCCCUUGAACCCAAGGAGGAAUGAGUCACCCCAGAGCUUUGGAGGAUCAGACGGGGGGAACCCCACCCCACCCUCUUCGAAUACAGUCAGCACCUCUGGGAUUUGGCAUGCUCAUCGUCUGUAAUGUCUCACGUACAAACACACCCUCCUAAGCCAGCUUGCUGGGAUUUUCUUCAGUGACUGGACCCUGAGGCCCACUGCCCUGCCCUGACUGGCUGAGCAGUCAGUCAUUCCACAGGCUGUGAUGGAACCAUAAAUAAAUGGCUUAAAUUCA